This is a messenger RNA of Aureobasidium namibiae CBS 147.97, 1044 nucleotides long. RefSeq lists its product as uncharacterized. NCBI's taxonomy places the organism in Eukaryota, Fungi, Ascomycota, Dothideomycetes, Dothideales, Saccotheciaceae. The record is from RefSeq and is a predicted model, not a curated record. Bases 1 to 1044 code for a protein of 347 amino acids. The transcript has a single exon.
AUGUUGGUUGCUUGGGAUGACGAAGCGACUACCACACCGCCCACAAUCCACGAAUCAGAGAUCACAUCCCACCCCACGUCGUUUCCAAAAUCGCGAUCACAGUCUAGGUCACCAGUCUGCGGAGCCGAGGAGAACAUAGUCUCACAGGAGCAAAGAAAGAAUCUGGAGAACGCAAUGGAGAUACCCGACUUCAGGACCCUCAGACAGGAACAAGAACAACAACGAGACCGAUUGGUUGCAUGGGCCGGAAGAAAGAGACAAGGCGUUAUCGAUGGAUACGCUGUGCGCAAACUACAGCUCCUACCAUACUUCGAUCGUCAAAAGGACCAGCUUGCCGAAAAGCAGAGCGCCGCAAUCGCUCGCAUAGAAGACAAGCACGUGCUUGACGAACAUGAGAUGCGCGAAGGACAUGACGUGGAAACACGGAACAAUGCAAUCGCUCUCAAACACAUGGAGGCAUACUGUCGAGGAGAGACGACCAGCGGUGACCGCCAUGAGAGGACCAUCACCGAUCGCGAUCUAGCCGAACUUACAAAAGCCAGACGAGCUCGCGAUCAGAUGGAUGCGAAACACAGCGGCGCCAUCAGCGUGCUCAGAGGCGAGCAAAGCAGACGCAUCAGUCAACGCUUGGUCAAGCAAGAAGCAGAGCUGGCAGAAUUGGAAGCACGCCAAGCUAAGGAAAUUGGAAGUCUACAGCGCGAAUGCGACGACAUGGUACGAGACUGGGAUGACGAGACACAAAAGCGACGUUCGAAGCUCGAGACAUGGUGGAACGUACAGGUGGAAAUCUGGCGAAAGAAGCUUGAGCGGGACACUGGUAUCCAUUUCUCUGGAGAGCUGCCGCCGGUUCAGUGGCCACGACCCGAUGCCAAUGAGGGCAAUAAGAGGAGGGAUCCGAUGAAGAGACAUACUAUCGCGGUAUCUCCAGCUCCUGGUUUGCAGCCAGAUGAUGAUCGCGGAGCUCGGAGUAUAAGCCCUGCUCGUAAACAGCAUCGCAUCAGUACUGCUUUCACCAUCAGGAGUGGCAUGAUUGGCAAAGCUUGA